CGUAGUCACCGCUGUCCACCCUGCAUUUGCGUUGUCACCGCUGUACAACCCGCCGUCCCGCUGGAGAACAGACAAUGCUUGACUGCGCUGUCAUCCGUCAUUUUGAGCUCGUUGUAUCAGGGCAUUUGACUGACGGCGAGAUGCCGUAUUGCCCGGUAUGAUCAGGCUCAGCUCACGACCGACUACACAACGAGGAUGGGCUACUUGACGCCACGGGUUGUGCACCCAUGGCGUUGCUCCCACUAGGCCCGCGCUACGGUCAUGAAUGGAGGACGAGUGGCGGGCUAGCGGGGCCUAUACAGCGCCUGCAAUCAGUUGUAUAGGCGCGGCGUUUUUGCUAUCCCAUAUAACCUGCGGCACUCCAUGACCCCCUAUCCCACCUAGAGCCUCUAAUCUACCAUCAAUAUGCGUCUCACACUGUCGACCAUGCCCGAGGAGCUCCUGGAGCGCAUCCUCGCCUUUGCCGUUACCCCUUCCUCGCCAUCCGCGCCCCAUCGUCCGUCCUGGCAUGUGGCGACUCCCAAUGCUACGAAGUCGGGCAUUGCACCUCAUGCCACGUCCCUCCUGGUAUCGCGGAAGUGGCUCCGGAUCGCGACACCUGCAUUCUACCGCCACAUCGUCCUCCGCUCCGACAGACAGACUGCGACGCUCGCCUACAGCCUAUGCACGAAUCCAGAGCUCGGCCGUUGGGUACGCAGCAUCCGCGUUGAGGGCACUUAUCAGAUUCUCCCGGAUGUUGUCCGAUUUUGCCCUGCUCUCGAGGAGUUCGACAUGACCGUCGACAGCGGUCCCUCUGGCCCGCCUGCGCCAAUAGUGAGCUCGCAGCGACCGCCAACCGUUGACGCGGCGGUCGUACGCUUCUGCACCAGCCUCUCAUGCAUGCAUCGGCUACGGAACCUCGUCAUCCGCAAGAACGCGUACUUGACCCUGCCUGGUCCGACGCACAUCUUUGAGGAGCUCGGCAAGGCUAUCCGGCGCUGGAAGUAUCUUGAAUGCGUACAAAUCGCUUUCCGCUUCUCGCCCUCGCCCGCGUCGGCGUCAUUUGCCGCGUCGCUUGCCUCCGCUCCGAGACUCCGGACGGUCAGCGCGCUCCUGCCCACUGUCUGGAACACCGCGCUGCUCGAGAUCUCCCAGAAUCCCUCGCUCGAGCGCAUCCACAUAGGGCCUCGGUCGGAGCUCGUCGCGUCGCAGCUGUUUAUGACCGAGGCGCGCAAGUACCCGCGUCUGAUGGAGCUCAUUACAACGGGCACGCCUGAGCUGCCGGUGGAGUCGCCAGCGCGCUCGCGUUGCUGGCCCGGCUCGUCUAGCCUGCCGAGCCCUGGAUUCAUGUCCCCUGCCUCUGUCUCUGCAUUCCCUGCACAUUGGCCCAAUGCGUACGCGCACGCGCCGUACCAUGCUCCUUCGCCUGCUCCUUACCAACACCUUUCCCAGCACAGCCGCGCGAAGCCCCAACACGCACGCGCACAUAAGCAGUCGUCUCCACGCGACCCACGGAUUGGGCUCCCGACUCUCGCCUCGUCGCAAAGACACGGCGCGCCUGCAGUCCGCCGCAUGAGCGGUGUCUGAGUGACAGUGGCAGCGGUCCCUGUUCGCGGCGCCACUGUCGAAGUAUCAGUAUUCACUGGUGCACUGCUCUUCCCUGCCAUAGCCUGUGCACGCACAUGCCCU
Messenger RNA from Fomitopsis serialis, 1668 nucleotides. RefSeq lists its product as uncharacterized. Bases 406 to 1566 code for a protein of 386 amino acids. Lineage: Eukaryota; Fungi; Basidiomycota; Agaricomycetes; Polyporales; Fomitopsidaceae. The record is from RefSeq and is a predicted model, not a curated record. The transcript has 4 exons.